AUGCCCUUUGAGACAAGUUGCUUUGUCCCCGAUCCCAGAUACACCUUCCUAUUCGACCCUACCCCAAGAGAGAACCUCAUCUGCGCUAUCUGCACCGAGUCCCAUCUGAGCGUCCCCUGGAGCUGGGCAGCCAUCAGGGACAGCAAUCCGUCCCUUCUCCCCUGCGGCCAUGUGUUUGGGCACAAGUGCCUCCAGAUCUGGCUCAGGACUCACGACACCUGCCCGGCCUGCCGCUUCCGGCUGAAGUACGACCUUUGCAAGCACCCUAUCCCCCCACGCCGGCUGACCCGCGAGAGCCUCCUGUUGGUGCCGCCGACGAUCCCGGACGGCGGGGCGGUGAGCGAUCAGUGUAGCUGGUGCCGGACCAAGACGGACCAGAUGGUUAUUCUUGAGCUGUGUGUGCCGUUGGCAGGAAGGUACUAUGAGCUCAAGGCGACGUAUGAACGGACGGGGUCGGAGGUCGAUAGGAAGAAGACAGCGACUGCCAAGGGGCACUUGGACAAGGUAUUGCACGGGUUGGUGCCGCCGAAUGAUUGGCAGUGGUAG
Messenger RNA from Parathielavia appendiculata, 546 nucleotides. RefSeq lists its product as uncharacterized. The record is from RefSeq and is a predicted model, not a curated record. Lineage: Eukaryota; Fungi; Ascomycota; Sordariomycetes; Sordariales; Chaetomiaceae. Bases 1 to 546 code for a protein of 181 amino acids. The transcript has a single exon.